UAUUUUUGCCGAAAAUAAACCUAAAAAAACGCGAGCAAAUGUUUUUGGAACAAUCUCUCCUCUGGAACCCUAUAUUCAUAGUUGUCCGUCGUUGCGUUGCCUCACACCAAUUCCUUCAACAUUGUCUUUUCUUAGUUAUAAAUUUUAAACCAACAAAGUGUGAAAGGAUAUUUUUAUAAAAUAGUUUUUAUAGAAAUUUCUUGAUAAUCACAGUGGAUAAAGAAUGGCCAGAUGCCUGAGUUUCACAGGAUCAGCAGAUUGGCUCUACCGGAAUUUUUUCUCGUAUUCCGGGCUACGGUCGGUGACGACAGAUUUAGAGGACGGUACCGUCAUGCAUUGUUGGGCACCAAAAACUGUGAAGCCAGCAAAACCUAAUCUUCUCCUCGUGCAUGGCUUCGGAGCCAAUGCAAUGUGGCAAUACGGGGAUCUUCUCCGCCACUUCAUGCCCCGGUUCAACAUAUACGUGCCGGAUCUUCUCUUCUUCGGCGACUCCACUACAAAGCGGCCGGAGAGGACAGAGGCGUUUCAAGCACAAUGUGUUAUGAGAUUGAUGGAGAGGUAUGGGGUGCAAAAAUUGAGCCUUGUGGGGAUAAGUUAUGGUGGGUUUGUUGGGUACAGCAUGGCGGCGCAGUUUCCGCAGGCGGUGGAGAAGGUGGUGCUUUGCUGUACCGGCGUGUGCCUGGAGGAGAAAGAUAUGAGAGAUGGGCUUUUUCAGGUGGCGGACUUGGAUGAAGCCGCCAGCAUUUUGAUGCCACAAACGCCGGAUAAAUUAAGGGAAUUGAUGAAAUUUGCUUUUGUGAAGCCUGUUAAAGUCGUGCCUUCUUGCUUCCUUUCUGAUUACAUCGAUGUUUUCUGUACAGAUCAUAUAAAACAGAAGAAGGAACUAAUCCAAGCAAUACUGAAAGAUAGACAAAUUUCUAAUAUUCCAAAAAUAAGACAGUCUACAUUGAUCAUCUGGGGAGAGCAGGACAGAAUAUUUCCAGUAGAAUUGGGACAUAGACUCCAAACACUUUUUGAUGACAUGGUCGAGAGAGUACGAUACAUCGGCGUAAAAGAUUGAGUUGGAUCUGUGAGGAUCAAGUGGAUGUGACCCCAGACCGCCUAUCGCUGCUUGACCAUGAAUGGCUGUUUUCUUUGAGUCGUAUUAGUGCAGAAAAAUCCUUGUUCCUCUUCUUCGAAUCCAAACUUUUUCAAAUCUUUAUACCAAACGUGCACAUCAUGUGUUAUUUUCAUUUCUUGUUUUUACCUAUGAGCUAAAAUUUGCAGGCAUAUAGGGGAGAAGACUCGGUUAGUAGUGAUAAAAAAUGCGGGACAUGCUGUUAACAUUGAAAAGCCAAAGGAAUUCUCCAGAGAAUUAAAAUCUUUUCUCCAGAGCUCGUCCGUUUCUUACUCAUCUCAACCUCAACAACCCAAGUAUCGCCUCUUUAGUGUCACCUAACUAUAUUGAGACUUUCUACGUAGAAAGGGACCAAUUUUUUUUUUUUUUUAUCACAUUUAUUGUUUAUUAAUGAUUCUUUUUCUAUAUCUUUUUGUUUUUUGAAAUUUGACGUUUCAUUAUUAUUUGUGUAUAUAGUUUUCAAUAAAAGGUUCUAACUUUUUUAUGAUGUAAUUAUUUCGAAAAUCUCAA
This is a messenger RNA of Olea europaea var. sylvestris, 1627 nucleotides long. RefSeq names its product monoacylglycerol lipase ABHD6-like. Gene Ontology annotation, molecular function: catalytic activity. The record is from RefSeq and is a predicted model, not a curated record. The transcript has 4 exons. NCBI's taxonomy places the organism in Eukaryota, Viridiplantae, Streptophyta, Magnoliopsida, Lamiales, Oleaceae. Bases 224 to 1060 code for a protein of 278 amino acids.